Linnemannia hyalina is the source of this 1803-nucleotide messenger RNA. The record is from the annotation of a GenBank genome assembly. NCBI's taxonomy places the organism in Eukaryota, Fungi, Mortierellomycota, Mortierellomycetes, Mortierellales, Mortierellaceae.
AUGGGACUUGUGAACCUCUUGGUGCCGUUCCUCGCCACCUGGUUCGGUAUCCAUGUCUUCUUCUUUCUCCUACAACGAUUCUUGAACCGCCCUAACUUGCCCGUCGGUCCUGGAAGUGGUUCUGAAUAUGAGUUACUGCCGACUGUAUCAGGACUAAGCGGAGGACAAUCGGGAUCAGGGACAACAUCAAAACCAGGAUCCUCUUCUAGUGGACUACUGGUCAAGCCGUUCCAUGUCCGUUUCUCGACAACUGGGCUCAAUGCGUUCUUUUUUCGUCUCGGCAAUUCGCCCAAACUAGUCCGGUUCUGGCGCGUGUGGUAUGACCUUGGAGUGUUGUUCGGACUGCUGGCUAUGAUCGUCGGCUGGUCUUUGUUGGCGUACGCAGCCUUCCAAUUGGUAUCAGUGGCAGUGGUGUCGUUGAUGAACCUAUGGCCACUCGGGCCAAGCGAAAGCAAGAACAACCAGGAUCCUCCUCCGCUCAACAGAUUUAGGAAACGGGACGUUGUUAUCGACACAGCACCUGCAAAAAGUUCAACGGGGGGCUCGGGGGACAGUGAUAUGGUGCUCAUCCCAAUGAUUCCCGGUGUGACACUUCCGUUGUCCCAUCUCCCUUACUAUCUGAUCGCCCUACUUGUCUCAGGUGUUAUUCACGAAGCUGGACAUGCCAUUGCUGCUGCGAGAGAAAAAACACAAGUGUCAUCAGCGGGUAUCUUUCUGUACAUAUUAUACCCUGGAGCCUUUGUCGAACUUUCUCCGAGAGCCCUGGCAAUCAUGUCUCCUAUCCAACAAUUGCGCGUCGUCUGUGCGGGCGUCUGGCACAACUUUGUUCUCUUUGCGGCGGCUGGGAUCUUUCUAUCAAGCGGCGCUUUUCAGCUCUCACUCCAAAUGGUCGGCUGGAAGCAGAUGAACAACGGAGUCAGUGUUGUCAGUGUAGCUCAGGAGAAGGAGUCUGGAUUUUGUAUACCCCAAAAUCUCCUUUUCAACAAGCCAUCUGACUGCUGCUUGUUCACUCCCAAGGAGCCAUUUGGACACUCUUCCGACCCUUCAAUCUCAUGUUUUACUCCGUACGAUCCUUCAGGAACAGAGUCAACGCCACGAGAGGAUGGUGGCGAGAGGGUUUUGGCCCAAAACGGGCAAUGCUUACCAUCAAUCGACGUCCUUGGGGACCCUGCGCCUGUGCGAUGUACUUCCAGUGCUCCUUCAUGCCCCGGAGAAAGCGCCUGCUACAGAACUUUUAGUGCAUACAGGACAGGAUCCAUGGUCAGGAUUUACUACCAACUGCCGUCAUGGGAGACACCUGACAGCAAUGGGAUCCCCAAGGGUGCUUCAUCGACAAUGGGGGAUCAAGUAGUGCUGUAUCAGGGCGAUCCAAAGGAUAUUUGGGAGACUGUCGAGGUGACGAGUAUGGCAGCUAGGUGGUCAUUCCUGCCUCUCUGGCUCCCAGAGGCUGCCCUUCACACUAUCCGCUAUACAAUAUCGUUCUCGCUGGCCCUUUCUAUCCUGAACAUUGUACCGGCGCGUCAUUUGGACGGCCACCACACGCUCAAGGCCUUUGCCGCGCUGGUAUUCUCAAUCAUUCAGAGUUACAAGUCGACGCAGUCGCUGCAGGAGAGUCUUUCGGAAUGUCUACUGGAUAAUGGAUCAGUGCUGACUGUGGCAUCCUUGGGUCUUGCGACGACGACGUUCCCCAAGGGAUCCAAGGCAGUGAAGGGGAUAGUGGUCAGUACGACGGUGCUGCUGGGCGGAGUGAUGGUUGGCAGUCUUCUCCAAAUGGUCGCUGUGACAUUUUUCAGAAAACAUUAA